Messenger RNA from Lemur catta (Ring-tailed lemur), 2684 nucleotides. It is a transcript of the gene SLC38A9, whose product is annotated as solute carrier family 38 member 9. Gene Ontology annotation, biological process: amino acid transmembrane transport. Gene Ontology annotation, molecular function: amino acid transmembrane transporter activity. The transcript has 16 exons. The record is from RefSeq and is a predicted model, not a curated record. NCBI's taxonomy places the organism in Eukaryota, Metazoa, Chordata, Mammalia, Primates, Lemuridae. The coding region runs from base 364 to 2049 and encodes 561 amino acids.
GCCGAGGCCAUUGCCGCUUCCUGUUUGGUGGACAAGGAACCCGGCGGUCACAAAUUGCAAGGAUUUGGGAAGGGGUCUUUGUCUUCCUGCCCGGUUUUCCGAGAUUGAGUGCUUGGCUUGGCCGGGUAGAGCACGUUCCCACGUCUAGCAAACUCACCCCUCGGGAAGGCCUUCAGACGUGACAAAGAUUUGGCAUAUGCAGGAUGACAGGCAGCCUCUAAAGGAAAAGUUUUUUUAAGUUUUCAAUAGGUCAAAAUAACCCUUGUUCUAACUUGAAGAAAAAUCACUCUGCCUCAUAAACAACUACAAACUUCGUAUUAGCGUAAAAGGACUAACUUCCUCAGUGCUUAGACUCUGAGGAAAAUGGCAAAUAUGGAUAGUGAUUCUAAGCAUCUUCUCAUCUCUGAGGUAGAUCAUGAAGUAAAUUCUGGACCUAUGAAUAUCCAGUUUGAUUCAUCAGAUCUAAGAUCCAAAAGGCCUUUCUAUAUAGAACCCACAAACAUCGUCAAUGUGAAUAAUGUCAUUCAGAGGGUUAGCGACCAUGCCUCUGCCAUGAACAAGAGAAUUCAUUACUACAGCCGGCUCACCACUCCUGCAGACAAGGCACUGAUUGCCCCAGACCAUGUAGUUCCAGCUCCCGAAGAAUGCUAUGUGUAUAGUCCAUUGGGUUCUGCUUAUAAACUUCAAAGUUAUACUGAAGGAUAUGGUAAAAACACCAGUUUAGUAACCAUUUUUAUGAUUUGGAAUACCAUGAUGGGAACAUCUAUACUAAGUAUUCCCUGGGGCAUAAAACAGGCUGGAUUUACUACUGGAAUAUGUGUCAUCAUACUCAUGGGCCUUUUGACACUUUAUUGCUGCUACAGGGUAGUGAAAUCACGGACUAUGAUAUCUUCAGUGGAUACAACUACGUGGGAAUAUCCAGAUGUCUGCAGACAUUAUUUUGGCUCCUUUGGGCAGUGGUCAAGUCUUCUUUUCUCCUUGGUGUCUCUCAUUGGAGCAAUGAUAGUUUAUUGGGUGCUUAUGUCUAAUUUUCUUUUUAAUACUGGAAAGUUUAUUUUUAAUUUUAUUCAUCACAUUAAUGACACAGACACUGUGCUGAGUACCAAUGAUAGCAACCCUGUGAUUUGUCCAAGUGCCGGGAAUGGUGGCCAGCCUGACAAUAGCUCUAUGAUUUUCUACGCCAACGACACGGAAAUCCAACUCUUUGAAAAAUGGUGGAAUAAGUCCAAUACGGUGCCCUUUUACCUUGUAGGACUCCUCUUGCCACUGCUCAAUUUCAAAUCUCCUUCGUUUUUUUCAAAAUUUAAUAUCCUAGGCACAGUAUCCGUUCUCUAUUUGAUUUUCCUUGUCACCUUGAAGGCUGUUCACUUGGGAUUUCAUUUGGAAUUUCAUUGGUUUAUACCAACAGGAUUUUUUGUACCAGAGAUAAGAUUUCAGUUUCCACAGCUGACUGGAGUACUUACCCUUGCUUUUUUUAUUCAUAAUUGUAUUAUCACACUCUUGAAGAAUAACAAGAACCAAGAAAACAAUGUGAGGGACCUGUGUAUUGCUUAUUUGCUAGUGACAUUAACUUAUCUCUAUAUUGGAGUCCUGGUUUUUGCUUCAUUUCCUUCACCACCAUUAUCCAAAGAUUGUAUUGAGCAGAAUUUUUUAGACAACUUCCCUAGCAGUGACACCCUGUCCUUCAUUGCAAGGAUAUUCCUGCUGUUCCAGAUGAUGACUGUAUACCCACUCCUAGGCUACUUGGCUCGUGUGCAGCUUUUGGGCCAUGUCUUCGGUGACAUUUAUCCUAGCAUUUUCCACGUGCUGAUUCUUAAUCUAAUUAUUGUGGGAGCUGGAGUGAUCAUGGCCUGUUUCUACCCAAACAUAGGAGGGAUCAUAAGAUAUUCAGGAGCAGCAUGCGGCCUGGCCUUUGUAUUCAUAUAUCCAUCACUCAUCUAUAUAAUUUCCCUCUACCAGGAAGAGCGUCUGACGUGGCCUAAAUUAAUCUUUCAUGUUUUCAUCAUCAUUUUGGGUCUGGCUAACCUGAUUGUUCAGUUCUUUAUGUGAAAUAUUCAACUGUUUUCUCAAGAUCUUUCAUGGUAUUUUGAACCUUGACAACAGGUUUACAUAAAUUCACUUGUAAAUGCUGUUGUUGCCAUAAUUUUAAGUGUUUUCUAAUAUAACUUGAAAGCAAGGGAAAAUAGUAGUCCACUAAGUAUUUUUGAUAUGGGUGGGGAAAGGGGCCAGAACAAUGAUCUUAGUCUCUUUACCUUUCUCAUUUACUCACCUCUUCAUUCUCAUCGUCUUUUCUGGGUAGAAAUGUAUGCCCUUGGAAAAAUCACAGUGGGUUUUGCUUUUAGAAGUAUUAAGUGGGCAGAUUUAUUUUGCCUACAGUAAAGAUUCUCAGGGUGUCACAGCAGCAUAUUGCCAGAUUCUGUUUCUGUUUUAUGUUUCAGUGUUUUCACUUUCAUUUUCUUUCUUGCUGGACCAUUUCUGCAGUUUGCCCAAACCUCUACUGUUUGGGACAGCAAACCAAAUACCUCAUUUUAAAAAACAAGUUUCCGUAGUAUUAGUGUCAAUAGAGUGAAUUCUUAGCUACAUCUUUAAUCUCUAUUUGAAGAAAAAAGUGAAAAAAACAGAACAGUAUCAGUAUAGGACCCAGGGUCAUGAAACAUAUGUAAAAUAAACAAAGUAGGAGAGUU